Molecule: messenger RNA, 1936 nt
Organism: Fusarium graminearum PH-1
Lineage: Eukaryota; Fungi; Ascomycota; Sordariomycetes; Hypocreales; Nectriaceae
Exons: 2
Coding region: 1-1509 (502 amino acids)
Biological process (GO): protein import into mitochondrial matrix
Cellular component (GO): mitochondrial inner membrane
Molecular function (GO): protein-folding chaperone binding
Source: RefSeq, a predicted model, not a curated record
AUGCUUCCCGGAUCUGUUCGAUCUCCCUUGAGGUCUUCCUUCGUGCCCGCCGAGCUUCGCUGCACCCCCACUUAUACAGCGCAGUCCCGCUUCUUCCACCUCUCUAGCCGUUUACACCAAGAGAAGCCUCAAUCUGAGCAGAAGGCCUCGCCUCCUCCCCCCGCCGACGCAAAAGAACAGAAGCCAACAGACUCCGAGUCCGAGGCUAAAUCUGAGAAGCCUGAGGAGGAGCAGUCAAAGAAGACUGACGAGGGCGAGAAUGGCGACAAGGAAAGAAAGGAAAAAGAAGACGGAGAGGGCGAAGGUGAGGGCAAGGACAAGAAGAAGGAAGAUGCCCCUCCCCCACCUCCCCACGGCGACAAGACACCUUGGCAGGUCUUCAUGGAGACCAUGAACACCGAAUUCCAAAAGUCACAGGAGUGGAACGAGUCAACAAAGCAGAUUGCAGCCUCCGCAAACCAGUUCGCCGAGAGUGAAGGCGUGCGACGUGCUCGCGAAGCCUAUGAGAAGUCUACAGGUGCUGUGUCUUCGACCCUCGGAAAGGGCGCCAAGGCGACUGCGGGUGCCAUUGGUAAGGGUGCUUCUUGGACUUGGGAUACUUCGGUUGUCAAGGGUGUUCGAAAAGCCGCCAAUGUCACUGGAGAUGCCGUGGAUAAGGCUACCCAGCCUAUCCGAAACACAGAGGCUUACAAGAAUGUCAAGGAUGUGAUUGAUGACGGCAGCUCUUCACGAUAUGGUGGCUGGGUUGAGAAAGAGGAGCGACGGAAACGUCGAGAGGCACUCGACAAGCAGCGGGGUUACAAGGCCCCUGAGGCCAUGGAGGAGGACAUUAACGCUGGUACUAGCGUAACUGUUCACAAAGAUGCUGCUUGGAAGGAGGCCUGGAGAGACUUCCGCGAUCAGAACAAGUACGUCCAGGGGCUUUUUAGCUUGAGGGGCAAGUACGACGAGUCUGAGAACCCUUUGGUGUCGACUGCUCGAAGCAUCACCGACCGCAUUGGAGGCUUCUUUGCCGAGAACGAGACUGCCAUGGUUAUCAAGAAGUUCCGAUCCAUGGAUCCCGGCUUCCAGACGGAGCCUUUCCUUCAGGAACUUCGUGAGUACAUUCUCCCUGAAGUGCUGGAUGCCUAUGUCAAGGGCGAGACCGAGACACUGAAGUUGUGGCUUUCCGCUGCCCAGUACUCUGUGUACGAAGCUUUGACCAAGCAGUAUCUCCAGGCCGGUAUGAAAUCUGAUGGAAAGAUUCUGGAUAUUCGAAACGUCGACAUUCUGCGAGCGCGCAUGCUCGACCCCGGCGAGGUUCCUGUCUUUAUCGUCACCUGCCGUACGCAAGAAGUCCACGUCUACCGCAACGCCAAGACGAACGAGCUUGCUGCUGGUAUGGAGGACAAGGUCCAGCUCGUCACUUACGCGAUCGGUAUCACACGAGUACCUGAAGACGUCAACAACCCUGAGACACGAGGCUGGCGCCUGAUUGAGAUGCAGAAGAGUGGACGAGACUGGUACUAAAAAGUACGAUCAUUUCAAUGCGGCGUCAGGGGUUGGGAUCUGCAUUUGUUGGAUACUUGCGAGAUGAGAGGAAGGGCGAAAAAAGGAGCAUCGCCUAAUGUGUUUUAAUAACUGUACAAUAUGUUCCAUCAUGUGAAAAUAUCAGGGCGGGCUCUCGACACGACACCAACACCAAUACCACACAACACAUCAACACAAAACAUGCAUUUCUGGGAGAAUGGAUCUGGGGCUGAUUAUCAGCAAAAAAAAACAAAAUGACUACCACGCCGCUCUGCUUGCCUUUGAAGGAGGCUUUUGUAUGUAUGUAUGAUUAUGGAGGGAAUAGGGGCAUUGGGCCGGGCAUCAUCAGUGGCGGGAGGAGCAUAAGGACCAUAGACAGGCCCAAAAGUUGCCUUUGUAUUAGAGGCUAUUCCAAUCUAUCAAAGCG